Messenger RNA from Penicillium soppii, 1449 nucleotides. RefSeq names its product prolyl hydroxylase family protein. The record is from RefSeq and is a predicted model, not a curated record. Gene Ontology annotation, cellular component: endoplasmic reticulum. Gene Ontology annotation, biological process: peptidyl-proline hydroxylation to 4-hydroxy-L-proline. Bases 1 to 1449 code for a protein of 482 amino acids. The transcript has 2 exons. Gene Ontology annotation, molecular function: L-ascorbic acid binding; procollagen-proline 4-dioxygenase activity; iron ion binding. NCBI's taxonomy places the organism in Eukaryota, Fungi, Ascomycota, Eurotiomycetes, Eurotiales, Aspergillaceae.
AUGGCGAAAUCUAAAGCUGCUAAGCGCAAGCGCAAUGCUCAGAUUGAAAUACCCCAAAAGCUUCCAAAGGCUUCCGCCCUCACACCACCACCGGAUGUCGCACAGGAGCCCACAAACAUAAAGACAAUUGUCUCAGACGAAGAACUCGACAUCACCAUUGAGACGCUUACGACUCUUUCACAGCAUCCCAGCUUGACCAAGUCCAAGGCAUGCAAAGAUAUUCGAGUCGCGGUCUACGAAUUUCGUCAGGCCUGCACUACAGGUGUAAACACAACUGACGGUGCAAACCUCACAGCACGAAUAACCGCAGCUCUCGUCGAUGAGAAAUUUAUCGAAGCGAAGAUUCUCCUUGCCGAGAUGAGGAUCCGAGGUCAACAACCUAAGAUCGGAGCCUUGUGUCGUUGGGUGCGAGAUCUGGAUGUCGUCAGUGGACUGUCUACUCAGCCACAAGAACUUGACCAUACCCCCAUUGAGCGCAGUUCAAGAGAAAUGGAAAUUUUGGGCGUUCUGGACGCCAUUUUACGUGUCAGCACCCCCAUUGAUACCAACCCAAAUGUCGUCAACUCGAUAUCUCCGAUCGCGUUUCAGCCUGUCUGGGACCUGCGUCCCUCGACGGAACCACUCCCCAUCUACGAAUCUGUCCUCGACGAGUCUAUUUUUGCCUACGCACCACAGUCUCCUUCCGCCCUGCGUGUUAUCGAGCGGACCCCCGGCCCAUUGCGGAAACCUCCAAACCACCACCCCGCCAUCCUCUAUACAACGUCUCCCAAUGCAAUCCCGUUGGCUCCCACUAGUCCUUCCAUUAAAUACCACGCACAUCCUGCUGUGCCGGGUCUCGGUCUUGCCAUGAACGUACUCUCUCCCGAAGAGUGUAAAGCAAUUAUCGCCGCCGGUGAAUCAGUCAAUUUUCUACCCGACGCGCCUCUUCGCGAGGAUGGAGACAUGAGUAUCUUGGCUCACAAUUUUUAUUGGGUGAUUGAUACCACUUUCCAUGAUUUACUUUGGGCGCGGGUCUCGCAAUACGUGCCACCAUCUAUCAAUGGACGUCUGGUGCGAGGCAUCAAUCGACGAUUCCGUGUUUAUCGAUAUGUCCCCGGCGCCGAAUACCGGUGUCAUAUUGACGGAGCGUGGCCACCGUCCGGAAUUACGCCCGAUGACACGUAUGUGUACGACUCUUCGCCUGAAGAGAACAAGCAGAGUUCAAUGUACACGUUCCUACUAUACCUCAAUGAUGAGUUUGAGGGCGGAGAGACAACUUUCUUUAUGCCAGCCGCUCAGGAGGGAAAACUCAACGGUUACCCUGUGAGGCCAGUUAUGGGUUCCGUUGCGAUAUUCCCACAUGGAGAGUCAAAUGGGGCUUUGUUACAUGAAGGCACAGGAGUUAGAAAUGGCGCCAAAUACAUCAUUAGGACGGACGUAGAGUAUGAUGUGACACCUUCCAAGGUUUGA